GUGAGAUCAGUGAUGACAAUAACAAGGGUUUCAUCCUCCAAUUCUAUCUAUCUAUCUAUGACAAUUACAAGAAUGUGGUCUUUGGAGCGUCCAAUGUCUAAAGCCUUACAUGUGAUGUAAUGUACCUGUAGUGUAGUAUAUAACACUUCCUCUUCCUGUCGUACAGGUUGUAUGGAGGUUGAGUUCAAAAAGAGAUUAAAGACCUUUCUCCGUGAGGUACAAUCUGCAGGCCUCCUCCUCAUUGAUAAUCUAGUGCUGACUCAACUCACUCUCAGCAGUCAGUAAACCACAGACGGCAGCACCCUCCACUACAGAAGGCUGCUGCCAAAGACACGUAGGACAACUGACAACUGGGCAUUUGGAUAGAAGACAAGAUGUAAUGAGUCGUCUACUGGUUAAUACAAAUAGUCACAAACAUUCUCAAAUGACCUCUUCCAAAAAAUAAACUAAUAAUAAUAAUAAACUUUAUUUAUAUAGGUGCCUUUCAAGGCUCUCAAGGUCGCUGUACAAGAUACACAAAAUACAAACAAAACAAGUCUGUAUAAUUCACUGAAUCAGUUAUUAUGUUCAAAAAUGCUUAGAGAGAUUUAGCCCCGGUUAGAGAUAAGUUUGUUACUCUUUGGACAUCAAAGACAUUUGAUGGCACAUCAAAACCUUCUGAGCUAUCCUUCUACGGCUCACAUCAAACUCAAAAGCAAAGCCUUGUUGAUUGUUUAAUAUCUUAUAUGCUAGUAGACAGGCUUAUAAUACCUCUACCAACAGUAAAAGCAGCUCUUGUUUUUCGGUUUUGGAUUGAAGCUGAGUCGUGAGCGACAACCAUUACUAGAUCUGGAAAGCGACAUUGUGAUUUUAUAUGCACUUGGUAUAUUUGAGGGGUUUGCAUAGACAACAGAAUUGAGUCAAAUGCUAAAUUUCUCCUUUUUAAUUAUUAAAACUAAAAUGGGGAAAAGUGUACCAUCUCUCCAAUCUCCUAAAUGUUUACUGGAUCAACACAUGGUUGGUUUUGGUUUUAGAAUUUGAAAAUGUAAGAAUGAGUGAGAGCUGAUCUCUCAUGCUAUUAGGUGGAGCCUGGUUGCAACAUUUGAGCGUCGGGAUCUGUGGGUUUUUUGGUGGACAUACUAUAAUAAGGAGAGAUCCUGAGAGAUUAAUGACAGAGAUUCCCCCUGGAAUCACGGUACUCUGCUGGCAGUGCAGUCAGUGAGAGAUCUGCAGGCAGCAGCUGGAAGUCAUGAGCAAUUUAAGAAAAUACUGUUGUUUUCCCAGCAGGUGGAACCCUGUAUGUGUGUGUAAAUAUGGCGGAGUUCUGAUGUCGAGUGGAUGGGUUUGCCUGCUGGAUGCUGACUGUGUGCUCAUAAUGACUCAGGAGGAGGAUAAGGAUGGUGCCAUCAGUCAGCAGAUUUUCAGUGAAGGAGGUGUUACUGAGGGGAAACCCUGCUUUCACUCCGCCCACUCCUUUUGCUCUGGUUAAACAUCGAUGGCAUGAAUUAAUUUCCAUGCAGCAAUCCUUUUCUCCAUUGGCUGAGAGACUCAUUCCACCCAUUGACAAUUGAACCUGCUAGGAUGGACUGCAGUGAUUGGUCGGGCUCAGCUGCAGUGAGGAUGCAGGUUUCUGGAGGUUCUCUUUGCUGCAUUUCUCUGGCUGCUGCUAGUGAAGCCGGCCAAAUGGCAAAUCCUGACUGCUGGUGCUGCCGGAAAUAACUCAUCAAUCCAACAAGAGGUACUUACAGUGCGGAAUUCUGGGUCUUUCCUCGGAAGUUACACAGCAAGAGUUGGAUAUGAGUAUUUAUCUUUUUACCCUGCUGUCGACCUGAGCCUGGAUGUUUGUCAAAUGAAUGCUGAAAUGAGAAAAGAUCCAGUAAGAUGAGCUACUGAGCAGGAGCAGUGAGGUGGAAGAAAGAGGAGGAGAACUCAGUCCCACUCUGUCGUCAGCUGACCUUUCCACACUUGUUCUGCUACUGCAAGUCUUUGAUUUCAGCCAGCACACACAGUGACGGUUUGUUACUGUGUCUGUCACCCAGACCCAGUUGGUCCCAGUUUGAGUAUGAUGGAGGGCAUGCUUACUUUCUUGUGCCAGAGGCUUUUUGGCAGGACACAGUGUCAGCCUACUGAUCCUCAGUUUCCAGGGGAGAAAGAGACAGAGGCCACUGGAAACUGCAGAGAGGAAAAGACUGCACCCUCCAAUGACAGUGAAAAAAUCAGCAGGACUGAAACUCCAAAGAAGAACACAGUUUUCAUCCUUGUGGCACCACCUAAGGGUCUUCAACAGAAAAUAGUGAAAGCAGGAGACAAGGACCUGGAUGGACAGUUAGACUUUGAAGAGUUUGUUCAUUAUCUCAGAGACCACGAGAAGAAACUCCGGCUGGUCUUCAAGAGUCUCGACAAGAAGAAUGAUGGCCGGAUUGACUCUCAAGAAAUCAUGCAAUCUCUGCGUGACCUGGGGGUGAACAUCUCUGAGGAGCAGUCUGAGAAGAUCCUCAGAAGUAUGGAUAAAAAUGGCACAAUGACGAUUAACUGGAAUGAGUGGCGGGAUUAUCACCUCCUUCAUCCAGCAGACAACAUUCCUGAGAUCAUCCUCUACUGGAAACACUCCACGAUCUUUGAUGUUGGUGAGAGUGUGUUGGUCCCGGACGAGUUCACAGCGGAAGAGAAGAAAACAGGAAUGUUGUGGCGACAUCUAGUGGCUGGAGGAGGAGCGGGCGCUGUGUCUCGAACCUGCACUGCACCACUGGACAGGCUCAAAGUACUCAUGCAGGUUCACUCCUCCAAGAGCAACAGCAUGCGUAUCACUGGAGGCUUCCUGCAGAUGAUCCGAGAGGGAGGUGUGAGGUCACUUUGGCGAGGCAACGGCAUCAAUGUCAUUAAAAUAGCCCCGGAGUCUGCUAUUAAGUUCAUGGCCUAUGAGCAGAUCAAACGAUUAAUGGGAAGUAACAACGAGACGCUGGGCAUUGCGGAGCGGCUGGUAGCCGGCUCUCUGGCUGGAGCCUUCGCUCAGAGCAGCAUCUACCCCAUGGAGGUCCUGAAGACACGCUUAGCUCUGAGGAAGACGGGCCAGUACUCGGGCAUCGUGCAUUGUGCCAAACAUAUCUUUCAGAAGGAGGGGGCAACUGCUUUCUACAAGGGCUACGUUCCCAACAUGCUGGGCAUCAUCCCCUACGCUGGCAUCGACCUGGCAGUCUAUGAGACUCUGAAGAAUUACUGGUUGCAGCACUACGCCACAGACAGCGCUGACCCGGGGGUGUUUGUGCUGCUGGCCUGUGGCACCACCUCCAGCACCUGUGGCCAGCUGUCCAGCUACCCCCUGGCCCUGGUCCGGACCCGGAUGCAGGCACAAGCUACCCAGGAAGGGGGCCCUCAAAUGACCAUGCGCACCCUGUUCAGACACAUCAUUAAGACUGAGGGGCCCUUUGGACUCUACCGGGGCCUGGCUCCCAACUUCAUGAAGGUCAUUCCAUCAGUCAGCAUCAGCUAUGUGGUCUACGAGUACCUCAAGGUCCAACUGGGGGUCCAGUCAAAGUGAGGAGGGGCAGAGCGCAGAUCAGGAGGCUGAAGGGUUUAUGCUUUUGUUUUGAGCUGAAGAUUUGCAGCGAUGGCCUCCAAGAAACAUGCAGCUGACACUCAACAUAUUCAAAUCCCAUUGUGAAAUAUCAGGGUUCAAAAGAUAAAUGUGAGGUGAUGUGAAUGAAGAGAAUGAGACCCCGAAGGCAGAGAGGAUGAGGGAGGCUCGAUUGAAGCAACUCAGUUUAGUUGUCUCUAAAUAAACAUGCCUUACGCAAUUCAGGGGACAGAUAUUUACAUUGAAUUCCUGACAGUAGUUUGCUGGGGUACCAGCAUCUUGCCAGUGAUAUGUCAGGAUCUCCUGCUCAGUGUGAAGGAAGAAUCUUUCUCUUAAAGGGCUUUGCUACAGCACAUCACAAACAUCAUGGUUUUCUUUCAUGUCAUUUGUGCUCUCAAGCUCUCUCGGUUGCCCUCUUGCUGCAGCCACAAGGAAAACUAUACAGAAGCUGUGGCUUAGUAAUUAAUGUGCACACAUGAUUAAAUCAGGACCAUUAAGUUGUUAAUGGAACAUAACAUUUCCUUUUUUUUCCACUGCUCCCUUAGUUGCUUUAAAGACAUUCAUCAGUCAGUUGUUUUACAGAGUGAGAUGUGACCAAGCAGGAAACCAGCAAGAUGUGACUUCAUUUGUUUAACAAUGAUACGCUGGACAGCAUGUUUUUAUUUUUAGGAUGAUAUUUUUUGUGCUUUUUGACCUUAUAGACAGUCCAGAACAGGAGAGACAGGAAAAGGGGGACAUGCAAUAUUUGUACUGUUGAGGGAAACAGAUUGUAGAUUAAGUUGACACUGUACAUUCUGUAUUUUAUUUUUGAAAAAGCAGGAUAAAAUGUUGAGUUUAGUGUCCCUCCUAUAUGUGUGUACUCAGGCAUAUCUGAGACACACGUCCAUUCCUCCUUAUUCCUGUACAAAAUAUCAGCUAUCAAGUUUUCUUUUAAAGCGGUUUCCCUCUAUACAGGUUUGAAAUGAGCCAUCAGGAAAAUAAUGUGUUAUUAGCUCGGGACAUUUGAAUAUUUUGCAGGCUUGUUGGCUGAAGACAUUUUCCUUUUUUUUUUCUUGUAUGAACUCAAUAAAAGUCCAUCCUUUCGCCUGCGGAGCCCCCGGGCUACUGCAGCUCUCUGACUGAAGCUGCAGGUCCAUGAGUGCCUUGUGUGCCUCUUACUUAAAUGCACUUGAUCACUAAUAGAGGGGAAGACUGUGGAACAUUGAAUGCACUUUAAGGUACUUCGCUUUAACUCCUGAUUUUAUUAUUAUUAAUGUAUUUAUGUAUUUAUUUUUACAAAAAAGGAUUCAUUACUGCAUGUGUGAUCUAUUGGUUGUGCUGAAUAAAUAAUAUACAGGUCUGAUUUUCAAAGAAAUAGUGUUCAAUAGAAAGUUAGACUGAAAUAUUGAAACCAUCAUGCAAGUAGAAUAUUUAAAUCAGCUAACAUUUUGUGUAACAGUUGGAGAAAAUGAUUAAAACUCAACUAAUUAUUGGGAAA
Eleginops maclovinus (Patagonian blennie) is the source of this 5030-nucleotide messenger RNA. RefSeq names its product solute carrier family 25 member 25b (gene slc25a25b). Gene Ontology annotation, biological process: ATP transport; ADP transport; transmembrane transport. NCBI's taxonomy places the organism in Eukaryota, Metazoa, Chordata, Actinopteri, Perciformes, Eleginopidae. The record is from RefSeq and is a predicted model, not a curated record. The transcript is spliced from 10 exons. Gene Ontology annotation, molecular function: calcium ion binding; ATP transmembrane transporter activity. Gene Ontology annotation, cellular component: mitochondrial inner membrane. The coding region runs from base 2042 to 3517 and encodes 491 amino acids.